Messenger RNA from Euleptes europaea (tarantolino), 5197 nucleotides. RefSeq names its product PCF11 cleavage and polyadenylation factor subunit (gene PCF11). The record is from RefSeq and is a predicted model, not a curated record. Gene Ontology annotation, biological process: termination of RNA polymerase II transcription. The transcript has 16 exons. Gene Ontology annotation, cellular component: mRNA cleavage factor complex; cytoplasm. Gene Ontology annotation, molecular function: RNA polymerase II complex binding; mRNA binding. NCBI's taxonomy places the organism in Eukaryota, Metazoa, Chordata, Lepidosauria, Squamata, Sphaerodactylidae. Bases 1 to 5172 code for a protein of 1723 amino acids.
AUGUCGGGCGGCGGCAGCAGCAGCAGCUCGAGCGGCAGCGAAGGCGGCGGCGGGGGCGGCGGGGUCGGCGGCGAGGACGCCUGCCGCGACUACCAGUCGUCGCUCGAGGACCUGACCUUCAACAGCAAGCCCCACAUCAACAUGCUGACCAUCCUGGCCGAGGAGAACGUGCCCUUCGCCAAGGACAUCGUCUCGCUCAUCGAGGCGCAAAUCGCCAAGGCACCUUCUAAUGAGAAACUUCCUGUUAUGUACCUAAUGGACUCCAUUGUCAAGAAUGUUGGAAGAGAGUAUCUUUCUGCGUUUCCUAAAAACCUAGUUGCGACAUUUGUAAAUGUGUUUGAAAAGGUGGAUGAAAAUACUAGGAAAAGUUUAUUUAAGUUGCGUUCUACGUGGGAUGAAAUUUUCCCUUUGAAGAAACUCUAUGCCCUCGAUGUCCGGGUGAAUUCGAUAGAUCCUGCUUGGCCAAUUAAGCCGCUGCCCCCUAAUGUGAAUACUUCUAGCAUCCAUGUGAAUCCUAAGUUUUUAAAUAAAUCGCCUGAGGAACCCCCUGCACCUAGUUCUACAGUCUGCCCUCCUGUUAUCUCCUCUACUCCGAUUGUUCCUGAAAUACAAAAGAAUUUGACGCAAGAGCAGCUAAUAAGACAACAGCUACUGGCAAAGCAAAAGCAGUUGUUAGAACUUCAGCAGAAAAAAUUAGAACUGGAGUUAGAGCAGACUAAAGCACAACUGGCAGUUUCUCUUAAUGUCCAGCAAAAUACACCCAGUAUGGGUUCAGUCCAGCCACCUUUGAAACCGCAUGCUCCACAGCCACCUCACAUGCCAGUCAAACCUCUCCAUCCGGCUUGUCUGCCACCGGAGAAAAACCGCCUGUCUCCACUUCAAGAUGUCAAAAUGGCCAACAGAGACCCUCGUCUUAACAGAAUGAGCCAACAUCCUCCUCAUUCUAAAGAUCAGAGUCAUAGGAAGGAUUUUGCAAUGAAUCCAGCCAAUCAGCUUGACAAGUCAGGUAAAAUUCUGCAGGCUGAGAAGCAUAACGUAUCAAAGCAAGAAAAGCUCAAGCAGGGUGACAAAAUGCAGAAGAAGGAGUUUGAUCAGUUAGAUGCAAAAUUGAAAUCGAAAUUUCCAUCUCCCUUGCAAAACAAGCUUCUUCACCCUAAAGAUACCAGAAACCAAGAGUGUGAGAAUACAAGAGCGUCUGAGAUGAGCAAAAGAGACCCGCGGUUAAAAAAACAUCUUCUGGACAAGCCUGAUAGUAAAGAAGAUGAUAUAAAAGAAAAGAGAAGAAGCAUGGAGAGAAAAGAUAAAGAAGAGUAUCGAUCUGUUGGCGGCAGAAGUAAAAUUAUUAAUGGUGUUGUCCAAAAGCAGGACACCAGUGUGGAAGAGUCAGAAAAACAGGGUGGAAAACUAGGAAGGGCAAGUACUAGGAAAAGGUCACGUUCUCCUCGGUCUCGCUCACCGUCUUCCCAUUCUCCAAAGCGAAGAGAUAGGAGAUCACCCAAACGGAGACUGAGGAGCCUUUCUCCUUCAGGACUAAAAAUUGGGAAACCUCGGCAGUUGGGGCCCAAGCAGUCCCAUCCAGAAGAUUUUGGGCAAGGUUCCCGGGAUGAAAGGGGCUCUAAUAAGAGGAGCUUCAAGCAGGAAAUGAGGGAUUCCAGGAGGCCAAAGAAAGUGCACGAAGACCGGCCACCGGAAGGGAUGAAUCAGCACUCUUCAAGAGCGAGUUCGGAACCCAAAGAAAACAUGGAAAACUGGCAAGGUUCCAAGUCAAGCAAAAGGUGGAAGUCUGGUUGGGAGGAAAAUAAAAGUCCUCCAUCUGCUGAAGACCAUCAGGGAGCUUGUAAAUCACCUCACCCAAGGCACAGGGACUCCUGGGCGAGUAGCAAAGGGUCGACCUCACCCCGCACGCCCAAGCAACAACAUCGAUUAAGCGUGGAUGCCAACUUGCAGAUUCCCAAAGAACUGACUGUGGCAAACAAGAGAGAUUUAAUUAAGAAGGCAAAUGAACGCCUGUCAUCUGGGGAAAUAACACAAGAUGAGUUCCUUAGUUUGGUUCACCAGAUUCGCCAGCUCUUCCAGUAUCAGGAAGGCAAACAUCGAUGUAAUGUGUGGGAUAGUCCCUCAGCGGAAAAAGGCGUUUUGAAGAAGAAGCCCCUGUUGUCUGAUGCCGAUUUAAUAUACCACGAACAUAAAGCUAAGCUAAAAAGGACACAGGUUCAGCAUUCGUUUCCGAGGCUCAACUUGGAUCCUGAUGAACUUUUAGAGUAUCACUUGAGCGAUACGUUGCUUUCCGGGCUGGAAUGCGAACAAACGAAAAGCAAGCAGUUUAGCGAACGAUCGAGGCGGCAUUCCCCUGUAGGUGGCAGUAGACCAUUCUCGGAUAAUUCAACACACGAUGGUCGGAGAAGACACGAUGAGUCCACCUCUUCAAAAGGUGUUCGAGAAGAGCAGAGGUCUCCCUUUAGCGACCAGUACAAGCGACCAAGAUUCGAAGAGACAGAGAAACACUUUACGGAGAGUUCAGGAUCACGCUUUGGGGUCAUCGAUGGAAAGCCAAGAUUCGGCGCACUAAUGGAGGAGAGGUCUCAUUUUGAGGGCUCUCCGAGGCAUCCCACUGCAAGGCCUGGCGGAGAGGGACAAGCGAGCCAUUUUGAUGGGCCCGCUAAUACAAAUUCUAGAAUUGAAGGACCACCAGCACAGAGCAAUUUAAGGUUUGAAGGGACCCUAGGCCAGCCUACGUCUCAAUUCGACAGCCCCCCAGGGCAGUCAGGAGGAAAGGGCUCUCUGAUGUUUGAUGGACCCCCAGGGCAGAUGGGUGGUGGUCCUCUGAGGUUCGAGGGGCCCUCUGGGCAAGUUGGGGCCGGGUCUGCUAUACGUUUUGAAAGCCCUAUGGGGCAGCCAGCAGGGACGUUGAGGUUUGAGGCACCCACAGGUCAAGCGAUGGGUGGCAUGAGGUUUGAGGGGCCUCACGGCCAGCCGCCAGGCGGGUUGAGAUUUGAAACACCUCAUGGCCAGCCCUCUACAGGGAUGAGGUUUGAGGGACCGCAUAUUCAGCCAUCCUCUGGGAUGAGGUUCGAAGGGCCCCUUGAUCAGACCUCAGGCGGGAUGAGGUUCGAAGGGCCUCACGGCCAGCCGUCAGGCGGGAUGAGGUUUGAGGGGGCCCAUGGCCAGCCGUCGAGUGGAAUGAGAUUUGAAGGGCCCCACGACCAUUCUGUGAGGCCUCACGGUCCCCCCGGAGCCGGACUGAGAUUUGAUGGCCCUCACAGUCAACCUGUAGGGCCUCAUGGUCAACCGGGGGCUGGGCUACGGUUCGAAGGGCCACAUCUACAGCCUGUGGGGCCCCACGGUCAGCCCGCAGGUAAUUUGCGGUUUGAAGCGCCACAUGCUCAGCCUUUGGGCCCACCUGGUCAGCCAACAGGCGGUCUUAGAUUCGAGGGGCCGCACGGCCAGCCCGGCGUCGGGCCUAGGUUCGAGGGGCCUCAUGGACAGCCUGGGGGGUCACACGGACAGCCAGGGAUGGGCCCUAGAUUUGAGGGGCCCGCGGUCCAGUCUGGGGGUGGACUUCGGUUCGAAGGACCCAUCAACCAAGCCGGCCCCAGGUUCGAUGCCUGUCAGUCCAGAUUUGAUGGUCAGCCGUCCCUUUUGCAAAGGCUGGAUGGAUUGCACGUACAGCCUGGUCCGAGGUUUGAAAUGGGGCCUAAUCAGCAGACUCCAUCUCGGUUUGACGGUCCACCCGGUCAGCCAGUGCAGCCAAGAUUCGAUACACCGAUACCUCAGAGGUUUGAAGACCCUCAGCACCAGCCAGCAGCACGAUUUGAUAUCCCUCUUGGUCAAGGUCCAAGAAUGGAAAAUGUAGCCAGUCUCCCGGCCUCAAGACAUGAAACUCCACCUUACGGACAAACUGGACCAUACAACGAGCCUCCCAACCAGCCUUACAAUGGGCCAGCGCAAGGAAUGCAGUUUCAAAGACCAGAGCAGAUGUUCGAUUCUCCUCAAGGACCAAACUUCAGCGGGCCACCCGUUUCCACCGCACAGACCUUUCCUAAUGCACUUAACAGGGCCCCUGGGCAUUAUUAUGAUGACAAGAAUCUUCAGGGACCUCAAUUUGGAAACUUCAGUAACAUGGCGGGAAAUGUUCAGCAGCAAAUUCCUGUUAUGUCAAUAGGAUCUACUCAGCCUGUACCUUUCAGUCAAGGGCAGCCACUCUUACCAGUUCAUGUUCAAAAUCCUGGUACCUUUGUCCAGACUCAAGCAGGGAAUGCCCCAGUUUCCUACACCGAUAAUCACCUUGGACAGCUUGAUGUAAAUGAAUUGUACUCAAAGCUACUUUUAACAGGAAUCCUCAAAGUAUUGCAACCUGAUUCCACUUCAGCCCAAGCCAGUGAAGUUUCCACCCAGCCCACACCGGAGGAAGAGGAGGAGGACCUAGACCAGAGUGAAGAUCAGGAUGUCCCUGACCUUACUAAUUUUGUAAUAGAAGAACUGAAACAACGUUACGAUAGCGUUAUCAACCGGCUGUACACUGGCAUCCAGUGUUAUUCUUGUGGGAUGAGAUUCACGACGUCGCAGACGGACGUGUACGCCGACCACUUGGACUGGCACUAUCGCCAGAACCGCACAGAAAAAGACGUCAGCAGGAAAGUCACUCACAGAAGAUGGUACUAUAGUUUAACGGACUGGAUAGAGUUUGAAGAAAUAGCUGAUUUAGAGGAGCGUGCAAAGAGCCAGUUCUUUGAAAAAGUCCAUGAAGAAGUUGUGUUAAAAACACAAGAAGCUGCUAAGGAAAAAGAGUUUCAGAGUGUCCCAGCUGGCCCUGCUGGAGUAGAUGAGAGCUGUGAAAUUUGCCAGGAGCAAUUUGAACAAUAUUGGGACGAGGAAGAAGAAGAGUGGCACUUAAAAAAUGCCAUUAGAGUAGAUGAAAAGAUCUACCAUCCAUCAUGUUACGAAGAUUAUCAAAAUACUUCCUCGUUUGAUUCGACGCCCUCUCCUAGCAAGACACCCGUAGAAAACCCACUAAAUAUGAUGUUGAAUAUUGUCAAGCAAGAGGUUCAGGACUCCUGUAACAGUCCUAAAGUCAAGGAAGAGCCAGAGGAAAAGCUUGACGAAUGUAUGGCUGGAAGCACAUUGACACCUGCCGAAAUUAAAACAGAACCUGAAAAGGUUGAGUCGGUUUAAACAAAUUUGAUUUUUUUUUUAAUUA